UUGCCGUGGGCAAAUCUCGACGUCCGAGCACAGUCACGUGACUUGAGCGCAACAAUGACGUAGAUUUGUUGCGACAUCUGCUACCAGGUCCUCGCAUGUGAAUGUCGCCUGCGCGUAUUAUUGGAAUAGCCUAAAUAGGUGUCUAGGUGGUGUGAGAUGUUGGAGUCGGUUUUCCGCUUGUGAGAUCAGUCGCAACGUUCCAGAUGACCACCAGAUUACUGGGCCGUUGGGCCCGACUCCUGGGGACGUGGUGCCCUGUCAGUGCCUCUUCAGCGACUGCCUACCUUCCUCCUCUGCUUGCCUCUCAGUCCUUAGGGCCACAGCUGCAUUCCCAGAUGAGGAGAAUGUGUGACGGCCGCCCCCUGAUGAAAGUGGACCACGACAAUAAUAGCACCUUUGUGCUGGAAACGGUGUUAGAAAAACAUAUUCAAAAGGCCAGUAGCCCACAGGAAGUCUUGCAGUUCUGGAAUGACGAUGGCCGUAGUGGCAACCAGGCUGCCAUUUGCAUCAUCAAGCUGGCAAGGCUCUCGGUGGAAAAUGGUGUCUUGGACUGCUCCCAUUAUCUACAGGAUCCCAGAAUGACAAAAUUGUUAUGCACGGUUUCUUCUGAGGUCUCGACGGUGUGGAACGGCAAUCUGGUGGCCGUGGUGCGGGCGUUGUUCCUCUUGGGCGUGGCUCAGGAAGGGAAGCUGAUGAACGCGAUAGUGACGGAGGCCCUGUGGCGGCUGCGGCGCUUCUCCUACAAGCAGCUGGCCACUCUGAUGGGCUGGGUCGGCACCCUGGAAGCCCCGCAGGGGCAGAUGCUGCAGUUGCAGAACCACCUGCUGAAACAGCUGGAGCUGCGCUGGACGGAGCUGGCCGACGCCCGAACGGCCAGCGUGCUCAUAGCUCGGGUGGGGCAUCUGUCUCCCACGUUCAUGGACAAGCUGGAGGACAAGGCUCUGGAGCUUGCAGAGAAGUUUGAUGCGGACGACAUCCGAAAAGUGGCGCUGUCAUUGGCAUCCCAGGGCCGACGUUCAGUGCCCCUGUUGCGUGCACUGUCCUACCACCUCCAACAGAAGCCAGCCCUUGAGCUCAGCACCCCACUGCUUCUGGACGUCCUUUAUGCCUUCGGAAAGAUAAACUUCAAGCAGGACCAGUUGUUCCAGCGGAUUUCAGCAGAGCUGCUGCCCAGGAAGGCGGAGCUUAGCUCCAGUGAUGUCACGCGGUGCGCCAAGUCCUUGGCUUACCUGAAGUGGCUGGAGUGCGACCUCUUCGAGCGCUUCAGUGAGCACUAUCUGGAAAACAGCGAGACAUACAGCACGCUGCAACUCUGCAGCCUACUGCUGUCCCUCGCCCGACUCAACUUCCCACCCAGCAAAACUGAGGAGUUCUUCAGCAAGGUGCACGAGGCCCUGAACGGGCAAGUCCAGGACUUGGAGCCAUACCUGCGGGUGGACUUGGUCUGGUCACUGUGCAUUUUGCGGCAGCUAAAACCCCAGUACCUGCAGUCUGUGCUUGACCCUGUCUUCCAGACAAACCUGACAGGUGGAAACCCCUCUCGGGCACAGAAUUACAGACUCAAGCUGCUCCACAUCGCUACUACCGCGCAGCUGGAAAAAUUGUCCCCUCCUACAACCUCCUCUGUCCUCAGCCUCCAUCUUCCAGCCCAAACCCAGGAGACCAGGCCCACACUGCUGCAGGCCAGCCUGAAGGAGGUUUUGCGGAGCCUGACGAGCAACGGAGGGUCCUUCCGCGCGGGGGUCAACACCAUAUACGGGUGGACAAUAGAUGGGGAGCUGGUUAUAGACUCACACAACAAGCCCGUGGACCUGCUGGCCAUCGAAGCCCCUCACCUCUGUGAGGGUGGAAAAGGUUCCCCCAUGCCCUACGGGGCCCAUAGGAUUGCCUUCCUGGUUGGGGAAUUCUCCUACUACAACUCCAGAAGUAAGGAGCUGAUGGGUCGUUUCGCAAUGCAGAAACACCACCUGCAGCAGGCUGGCUUCCUUACUGUGGAGGUGCCGUACUUUGAGUGGCAGGAGCUGAAGAACGACUGGCUGAAGGUGGAAUAUCUGAAGGAUAAAUUGAGGAAGGCUGUGGCAGUGGAAAUGGCUAAAUAACCUAAAGGUCACAGCUUGUUCACCUCCAAAGGAAAUGCGAAGCAACCGUACUGCAUAUCCGCAGAAUUAUGCCCUUCAGUUUUUAGAACAUACACGCAAGUCAGGACUUUCCCCUCCAGCACUUUUUCUGAGAGAGCACCUGGGUCACUACUGGUUGCCCAGGCAGGUGUGUGUGUGUGUGUGGGGGGGGGGGGGUUUCCCUGUUGCCAUGGAGAUGGCCAUAAAAUCAUUCCUGAUGAAGUUGGGGAGAAUAAAGCAAACCGAAAUUGCAGCGAUAGGAUGCCUUCAGAAACCAUCUACGAGCAUGUAUUUGGUCCAAGAACGAGAGAUUAAGGGAGGUUGGGAAGCAGGGAGUGCGGGAUUUGCAGCUCCAGCCAAAAAGACUGUAUAUUCUCACCCUUGACUCUUGAUUUUGAAUAGACAAAUGGAAUCUAGCCAUUUUGUUAUGUUAUACUGUAAACAAUAAUCAUUUAUCAUUAUAUGUCAUAACAUCCUUUGGGAAUUGGUAUGCCCAGGAAUUUACGUAUGUCUGAUUUCUCUGCCACAGUUUUUAGAAUCAUCUGUUAAUAUACACCCAGCCUUCCCAACUGCAACACAGUAGUCUGUUAUCUUGGCUACUGCUCAUGCAGUUUUGCCCCGACUGCUAUGAGGGCCUCUAUCCAUGUAGACUUGGUAGUGUCACAUAUAUUAAUGUAGGCAUACAGUAAAGGCAAAAAAAAAAGUUUGUUAAUGAUUUGUUCAAAGUAUUCUGACCCUAUUCUCACCCGCCAGAAUAGAGAAUUCUGUCACCCAUUCUCAUAUUACAGUCCCCUCCAAAAGUAUUUUAGCCACAAGGUCAAUUCCUUUGCUUUUAGUAAAACACUGAAUAUAUUAGGGUUUGAGAAUCUCCUCUUCAGGCAGUGAAAUGCAUGCUCAAAUGGGUUCAUGUCUGGUGAUUGACUUGGCCAUUCUGAAACCUUCCUCUUUUUCCUCCCUAAUAAAGUCCUUUGUUGUGUUGGAAGUAUGUUUUGGCUCAGUGUCUUGCUGCAUGAUGAUGUUCUUCCCAAAUAGUUUGGACAUAUUUCUCUGUAGGUUGGCAGACAGAAUGUUAUUGUAGACUGAAUUCAUCCUGCUGCUACCAUCGUGAGUUACAUCAUCAAUAAGGAUUAGUGAGCCCAAUCCAGAAGCAGCCAUGCAAGCCCAGGCCAUGACACUUCCUCCACCAUACAUCUUUUGACCUCAAACUGAAUUGUCUUCAGUGUAUGGCAAAAAUAAAGGAAUUGACCUUGCUGUUCCAAUACAUUUGGAGGGGACUUUAUGUAAUACUGUAGUCUAGAAAUACUCUGGUCUACAGUGUGAACAUAUUAUUGCGGCAUAGGUUGCAUCUUGCUGUAUACAUGGCAAGGCAUUCAUGUCAAUACAAUACAAUGACCUCGGUGCAAAAAUCCUCAGAGUGGCACUUCAUCCCAUAAAUGUGUGAACAGAAUGUUAAUUUAUUUUUUGGCACUGCCAUCUCUAUGGCUCACUGACAGGGCCUUGCUGGCCUGGGGGCUCUCCCGCAUGUUUGUGUUCUAAAAAGGCAGCAGAAAUAAAUGGAGCGAUGAGUGUUGUAAUGUGUUCAUGUGCUUGAUGUUGCUGGAAUCAAUGAUUGGCUCUUAACUGUGGAUUAUGCUCAGUAAUAAAUGCUUGUUUUUGA
Molecule: messenger RNA, 3774 nt
Organism: Conger conger (European conger)
Lineage: Eukaryota; Metazoa; Chordata; Actinopteri; Anguilliformes; Congridae
Gene: fastkd4
Product: transforming growth factor beta regulator 4
Exons: 11
Coding region: 204-2099 (631 amino acids)
Biological process (GO): regulation of mitochondrial mRNA stability; mitochondrial RNA processing
Cellular component (GO): ribonucleoprotein granule; mitochondrial matrix
Molecular function (GO): RNA binding
Source: RefSeq, a predicted model, not a curated record